Dendronephthya gigantea is the source of this 1529-nucleotide messenger RNA. RefSeq names its product contactin-3-like. The transcript is spliced from 9 exons. Bases 33 to 1529 code for a protein of 498 amino acids. NCBI's taxonomy places the organism in Eukaryota, Metazoa, Cnidaria, Anthozoa, Malacalcyonacea, Nephtheidae. The record is from RefSeq and is a predicted model, not a curated record.
GCAAGAAAAAUGCUGGUAUUUACCAGUUUGUUAUGACAACCGAUGCUGGAACAAUCAAAGGAAGGAAAAUUAAAGUUGAGUUUACUUAUCUUGGGAAAUUUGACCCAAACCUUCCUACCACCCGGACAGUGAAUGUCAUCGUCGGUCAGGCAAAUUUCAUCAAAUGUCCAAAGCAUGAACUUGGAUCACACGAGUUUUAUAAAUGGGGCAGAAUGUCGAGAGAAGGAACAAAGUUUAUAAGAAUCGAACCAAACUAUAUAGUUUUGGAUGAUGGAACAUUGUUCUACUCACAUCUUACUGAUAAAGAUGUGAAAUAUUUCAAUAAAUAUAAGUGGGUAUGUGGCAUGGAGGCAGUAGUUGGUAUAGUUGUUCAUCGAUUUGGAUGGGCUACGAAUGUAAAGACAGUGUUAAACACAGUUAAGAGAAACAUGACAACGUUUGGUCCAAAAAUUGUGACUAGCCUACCUCGGAACAAACCAUUUCAAGAGCGAGACACAAUAUCUAUGAAAUGUGCAGCCACUGGAAGACCAACACCUUCGUAUUCGUGGAGGAGAAUUGAUGUUGAGGGCAAAGAACAUGCAAUUGUGAAUGGCAAAGAUGGCAUGAGAUUUGAGGACGGUGAUGCCAGACUCCUUGUCCUGGAUUUUGCAAAAAGAGAGCAUUCAGGUCGAUAUUUCUGCAUGGCUUCGAUUGGGAACAAAAAUGAUACUGUCGAGGGUUCUUUAACGUUUGAAGUUGAACCAAAAUGGGUUGGUAAGAAAAUCAAAUCUGUGGAGCCGUCAAUCUAUACCAGUCAUUCAUGGACAUGCAAUGCCACGGGGUUCCCGGCGCCGAAAUACAAAUGGUAUAAAAAUGGUGAUCAAAUCCAAAGCAGCAAGACGCAUGUAAUUGAUAAAGGGACAAUUACUUUUCCAAAUUUGACCAAAGCUGAUGCUGCCAUGUAUCAGUGUGUAGCUGAGAAUACUGUGGACAAUAUCUAUCAAACUGCAUAUUUAGAUGUUCAAGCUGAGAAACCUGUCUUCAACAUGAACACUGGCAAGACAACACUAUUCCUUGGGGCGAAAGGGACGAUUAAAUGUCAUGCUAAAGCUGCUCCUGCUGCUAAAAACACGUGGGAGAAAGAUGGAGUCAAGAUAGAUUUCUCUUUCUCGCGGUAUACACUGGUUAACAAUGAACAUCUUGUCAUAGAGUCGGUGAGAAAACAAGAUGUGGGAAAUUAUACGUGUAAAGCUGAGAAUCAUUUUGGUGUUGAUACUAAACUGAUAAAUGUUCAAGUUAUGAGUGAAAUGACCUUUAUCUCAAAACCUCAGGAUGUCAUCGCAAAAGUGGGGGGCUCGGUCAAAUUAAAAUGCGAAGCUAAAGGUAAUAGAGAUAGUCACGCUAAAGAAAAAAUGAAGUACAAGUGGAAACACAAUAACCAAGAUAUUAGCCUAAUGAUUCUAUUGUUUGGUCUGGUGACAAUCAUUCCUUGGUUUUGCGUAAUCCGCAGGUACAAAGAGAAUAGUGCUUACAACACGAGAAGUUCGUAG